GAUGUGGCCUGCCAAUUGACAACCUGUUUUUCAUUUGUGUGUGGUAGCUCUUCAUCUUCUUCUACUUCCCGUAACUUCACUUGGCUUUUUUUGGGUCGUUCGUUGCCAACAGUCUUGUUCUUCCUUUCCUUUCCCUUUCCUUUUCCUUUUUUAUUGCCUCUGCUUUUCACUUGAACAUCUUACUUCCUGCUGCUUGGUACAAGUGUUAAGCUUGCUCUUGAUCCUCUCAUGGCUACAGAAACUGCUGCAUCACAUCAUGUUCCUACCACUGAUGACGAGCAAGUUGAAAAGAAGGUGCGUGAAGAAGAAAAGGCUUCUGAAAAGGAAAAUGUUUCUUUACCCCAAGGAAGUGGAGAAGAAAUAACCAAAACUGAGGAUGCAGCAAGUCUAGCAACACCAGCUGAGUCUGAAGGUGUUGAUCAUAAGAAGAUUGAGCCUCCUGUAGUUGAAGCCAUUGAGAAAACUAAUGGUGCUCCUGUGCCAGAUGUUAAGGUGGAAAAUGAAUCCAUUCCUGAUUCACAAACACCCGCUAUUCCAAAGCAAGUGGCUGAUGCUGCUGAGAGCCCAAUAGAGGUUAAGACAAACAUUGACUCUGUAGUAGGAGAAGCACCAAAAGAACCAUCAGUAGGUAUCAUUGAAAUAGGCCAAGUGGAGCAACCAAAGAUAGUUGAUGCUCCUCAAUCAUCAGUUGAAGCCAUUGAGAAAACUAAUGGUGCUCCUGUGCCAGAUGUUAAGGUGGAAAAUGAAUCCAUUCCUGAUUCACAAACACCCGCUAUUCCAAAGCAAGUGGCUGAUGCUGCUGAGAGCCCAAUAGAGGUUAAGACAAACAUUGACUCUGUAGUAGGAGAAGCACCAAAAGAACCAUCAGUAGGUAUCAUUGAAAUAGGCCAAGUGGAGCAACCAAAGAUAGUUGAUGCUCCUCAAUCAUCAGUUGAAGCCAUUGAGAAAACUAAUGGUGCUCCUGUGCCAGAUGUUAAGGUGGAAAAUGAAUCCAUUCCUGAUUCACAAACACCCGCUAUUCCAAAGCAAGUGGCUGAUGCUGCUGAGAGCCCAAUAGAGGUUAAGACAAACAUUGACUCUGUAGUAGGAGAAGCACCAAAAGAACCAUCAGUAGGUAUCAUUGAAAUAGGCCAAGUGGAGCAACCAAAGAUAGUUGAUGCUCCUCAAUCAUCAGUUGAAGCCGUUGAGAAACCAAAGGAGUCAGUAGCAACAGUCCUAAAAGAGAUUAAAGACUCAGAGCCAGAGCUUGCUAUUGCAAAAGUGGAGGAAAAACCAAAAGACCAAUCUGAAUUUUCUCAAGUAGAGAAAAACCACGAUGAGGAGCCUGAAGAGCGCAUGCAGGAUGAAACGGUGAAAGAUGAAGGGCCUGUAGCUGACAAGGUUGAGCAUAUCACAUUCUUGGAGCAAGGGAAAAUUGAAACGGUCAAUACACCUAGUCUAGCAGUGGAGGAAGAACCAGAACAACCUAAACUUACAGCAGAAGAGAAGAAAUAUGAUGAAGUUGAGCCUGGGAAAAGUGUGGAGGAUGAAAGAUUAAAAGAUGAAGGAUCUUUGAUUGGUAAGGUUGAGGAGCCCACAUUCCUGGAAGAAGGGAAAACUGAUAAAGACGAUAAGCCUAGUCUAAUCGGAAGUCCAGAAGAGGCUUCACUUAGUCGGGAGGCUCAAAUCAAGCUACAAGAUGAAGGGGAUUCUUCUCUACCUGAAGUCACAGAAAAGAUCACUACUGAGGACCAAAAGAAAGAAUCAAGUGGGGUUGAUGUGGUUGAGAAGCUAGCAGAAGAGGCAGCAGUGGAGACUGAAAAGGUUGGAAAAGAGAAUGUGGAGACAGGAAAGGUUGAAAGGGAGAAUGUGGAAACUGAAGAUUCAACUCAACCAAUUAAUGAAGACCAAAAGAAGGAAAUAAGUGGGGUUGAUGUGGUUGAGAAGCUAGCGGAAAAGGCAGUGGAACUGGACACGGUUGGAGAAAAGGAGGUGGAGACUGAAGACAAUGUAAAGGAAACUAUAGAGGAUGAAAAGAAAGAAUUAAAUGGGGCUGAUGUAAUUGACAAGCAAACAGAAGAGGCAGAGGUGAAGUUCGAAAAGGUUGAAGGAGAGAAUGUGGCAAAGAAUGUUGAAACUGAAGAUAAUGAAAAGAGGAAUGUUAUAAGUGAGGAUUUAGCUAAACCGAUUGAAGAGGAGCAAAAGAAAGAAGUUGGUGGGGUUGAUGUGGUUGAGAAGCUAGCAGAAGUGGCGGCAGUGAAGUUGGAAAAUGUAGAGAAUGUUAUAAGUGAGGAUUCAAGUCAACCAAUUGAAGAGGAACAAAAGAAAGAAGUGGGUGGGGUUGGUGUGGUUGAGAAGCUAGCAGAAGUGGCAGCAGUAAAGUUGGAACAUGUAGGGGAAGAGAAGGUGGAAAAGAAUGAUGUAAUUGAAGAGAAUAAAAAGAUAAAUGUGAUAACUGAGGAUUCAACUCAACCAAUUCAAGAGGACCUAAAGAAAGAAUUAAGUGGGGUUGACGUGGUUGAGAAGCUAGCAGGAGAGGCAGUGGUGGAAAUAGAAAAGUCUGGAGAAGAGAAUGAAACAAAGAAUGUGAAACUUGAAGAAAACGAAAACAGAAAUGUGAUUAACGAGGUUUCAACACAACCACUUGAAGAGGAGGUCAAGAGCUCUAUUUCUCCCCCUGAAGUUAUAGAAAAAUCAUUUGAGGAAGCUGAGAAAUAUGUUGAACCUGCAGUGGAAAAUGAAAGAGCAGAACAGAUAAAAGAUGAGACUCCAGCUAAAGUUGAAACCAAGAAAGAUGAGAGUGUGGAGGAAAAGCAAGAUGAAGUUACUAGAGCUGUUGAUGAACCACUUAAAGAUUCCAAGCAAUCUGAGUCAGAAGUAAAGGGAGAGGAUAAAUUGGAGGAAAAGGAGGAUGAAACAGAUGCUGGUAAAUUGGAAAAAGUCGAUGAUGAUGUUGCAAAAUCUAAACAGAAUAUAGAGCCUCCUCCCACCAAGGAUGGUGAUCAAACAAAACCCUCCCAGGACCUGCCAAAAGAAGUUCCAGUUAAGCCCUCUCAGAAACAGUCAAAUACCAUUUUGUCGAAGGUAAAGCAGUCACUGGUGAAGGCAAAGAAGGCAAUCAUUGGGAAAUCUCCAAGCUCCAAAAACCAUGCCUCUGGAACCAAGGAUGAUAUUAAAGUCAAAUAAUGAGAUGGAAUAUUAGUUUGCAUAUAUCACUUAUUGUCUCUUCCCUCAUUCUUGUGAUGUUUAUAUGAUUGUGGGCUCCCCCCCCUGGUGUUGCUGCUCACUCUCAGCUCAUGGCUUGUGUUUUGAUGGUAAAAGAAUGUGUGCAUAUAGAACAUAUAGGCUCCUGCCAGACUCCGUAGUGUAAAGUGGUGUGUAUAUUGUUAGUAUCUUCCCCUCUUGACACUUGAUUUGAGUUGUAAAUUGUAAGUACUGUCUCUGUGUUGGUGCUUGAUGUUAUCGCCAAGAAAGAAGUUUAAUAUCGUGAAAAAUGGAAUGUGGAUUUAUGUUCAAGUUUCAAUCAUCA
Messenger RNA from Prunus mume (Japanese apricot), 3508 nucleotides. RefSeq lists its product as uncharacterized. The record is from RefSeq and is a predicted model, not a curated record. NCBI's taxonomy places the organism in Eukaryota, Viridiplantae, Streptophyta, Magnoliopsida, Rosales, Rosaceae.